AUAGUGCAUCCAUAGGUUGUGUUUACUGUUGCAAUCAAAGCAGAUUCACUCUUCGCUGCCUGGUUUCAGAAUGUAUUGCAAAGCACUUUAAGAAGUCUACAUAAGUGUGCAUUGAAGGGCUAUGCUAUGUUUAACUGACACUGGAUGGACACUUGUCUACGUAGUCCUUGUCCACAUGUCUGUGGAGGGUUUUGGCACAUGGACGUGCACCUUGAGAACUGUUGUGUAAUUUGGGCUGACUCAGCUCUCUGUACAUGCACUGGACAAAUACGUAUGCCGGAAGGCAAAUGUAAUCUACUUUUCUUCCAGCUGCUGGUAAUGCACUGCCUGGCUUCCCGAAGAACUCAGUGCAGCUCUACCCACCUGUAAAACAAUGUCAUUGCUCCCACUGUGUCCUAACAGCUUGCUCUGGUCAAGGCACAUUAGAUUGCAUAAGUUCAACACUGGCAAUUCAUCCAAGACAUUUUCCCAGGCUCUCUGGCAGCUGCUGUUGGGAAUAACCCUGCUUUGCUCUCCAGCACGUUGUUCUGUCUUUAAAAUUGGACUGCUUGGACCCUGGAGCUGUGACCCCUUCUUUUCCAAAGCCUUGCCCCACGUGGCUGCCAGGUUAGCAGUGGAACGAAUAACCAAAGAUCCUUCACUAGAUCUUGGCCACAGGCUGGAUUAUGUGGUCCUGGAAGAAGAAUGUGAGACAUCAAGAGCUCUGGUUAAAUUCAUUGACUUUGGAAAGCUUUCCUCCGCUUUCGUAGGCCCUCUGAACCCUGGCUUCUGUGAGGUGGCCACACUCUUAGGGGAAAACUGGAAUAAAGCCAUCUUCUCAUGGACGUGCAUCAAUUAUAAACUGGAUUCCACCACCCAACACCCCACAUUUGCAAGGACCCUGCCCUCUCCAACCCGAGUUUUGUUUACAGUAAUGAAACAUUUUAGCUGGGCUCAUGUUGGCAUCAUUGCUUCCAACGAGGAUAUUUGGAUGGACACAGCCAACAAGCUAGCGAGUGCACUCAGGAACCAGGGUCUUCCUGUAGGCAUUGUCAUACCCAUGCAUACAGGAGAAAAAGGCAUUGAAGACACUUGGAACAAGGUUAAAGAAGUUGACAACAUUAAAAUUAUAAUCCUGUGCAUGCAUUCUGUGCUCAUUGGAGGGGAGGAACAGGCCACCCUACUCACAAAAGCUCUGGAAAUGGGACUAGCAGAUGGAAGAUACGUCUUUGUUCCAUACGACACUUUGCUGUACAGUCUUCCGUACCAAAACAACUCAUUCAGUGUCUUUGAUAAUGACGAGAAGCUCCAGGAAGCAUACGAUGCUGUGUUGACUAUCACACUGGAGUCUGGAGAAAGGACUUUCUAUGAUGCAUUCAGGGAAGCCAAAAUCAGCGGUGAAAUAACCAGGGAUUUGGAAGCCACCCAGGUUUCUCCUCUUUUUGGGACAAUCUAUGAUGGUUUUUACUUCAUGGCAAUGGCUAUUGACAGUGCUCGGAGGAAAGGAGCCAGUGUCUCAGGAGCUAACAUAGCUCAGCACACAAAAAACUUGAGUUUCCUUGGAUUUAGUCACCAGGUAGAGACAGACCACUGUGGGAAAGGGCUGAGCAACUACGUGAUACUGGACACAGAUGGUCAUGGGAACCAGCUCUUCCCAACCCACUUGCUGGAUAUGUCUUCAGACUCUGUGAUGUCCUUAGGUCGGGACAUCCACUUCCCCAGAGAAACUCUACCCAAGCCAGACUCCAGCUGUUGGUUUGAUCCAGAUGUUCUCUGCACUGGAGGAAUUGAGCCUACAGUCAUCAUUUUGGGAGUAAUGGUGAUAUUUGGCCUGGUGCUUCUUGCUAUGGGCCUGGCUUCUCUUAUCAGGCACAGUAUCUUGAACAGCCAGCUAUUCAGGGGACCUAACAAGAUCAUACUGACCUUGGAUGACCUCGUCUUCAUCAACCCUGAGCUACAGAAGAAGAGGAUGACUUUGGACAGUCUGACUGAAGCAAACAGCAUAGCAGCAGAUGGCAGAAGCCUGAAAUCCGUAACCCGCUCCUCCUCCUUGAAGAGUGAAGCUGCCACCUAUGAAACCUCCAACGUGGCUCUGUAUGAGGGAGACUGGGUAUGGCUGAAAAAGUUCGAGAGGGGAGCAGCUCACCAUCUGCGGCAAAGCUCCACAAGCAUCUUGAGGAAGAUGAAACAUCUACGCCAUGAAAAUGUGAAUCUGUUCCUGGGCUUUUUCUCUGACUGUGGCAUCUUUGCCAUAGUGACAGAGUACUGCUCCCGAGGAAGCCUGGAGGACUUGCUGAGGAAUGAAGAUAUGAAGCUGGAUUGGAUGUUCAAGUCCUCUCUUGUCAUGGAUCUAAUCAAAGGAAUUAGGUAUUUGCAUCACAGAGAUUUUGCCCAUGGACGUCUCAAGUCUCGUAACUGUGUUGUGGAUGGCCGCUUUGUGUUGAAGAUAACUGACUAUGGUUAUAAUGAGCUCUUAGAAGCACAGAAAUGCCCAUAUAUUCAGCCGCCCCCAGAAGAGUUGCUCUGGACAGCUCCUGAGCUGCUGAGGGACCCAGACAUGCGCAGAAAGGGCACGUUCAAAGGGGACAUUUACAGCUUUGCCAUCAUCCUACAAGAAGUGGUUGUUCGGGGUCCACCGUACUGCAUGUCAGAACUCUCAGCUGAAGAAAUCAUCAAGAAAGUGAAGAAGCCCCCUCCCUUGUGCCGCCCAAAUGUAGCCCCUGAGUUGGCCCCCAUGAGGUGCAUCCAGGUAAUGAAGGAAUGCUGGGGUGAAGCUCCCGAACGACGUCCAACCUUUGAGGAGGUAUUUCUUAAGUUCAAAACCAUCAACAAAGGGAAGAAGACCAAUAUCAUUGACUCAAUGCUCAGGAUGCUUGAGCAGUAUUCGAGCAACCUGGAAGAUUUAAUCAGGGAGAGGACUGAAGAGCUAGAGAUUGAAAAACAGAAGACAGAGAAACUGUUGUCACAAAUGCUCCCCCCAUCAGUGGCAGAAGCCCUCAAGACUGGUGGCACUGUGGAGCCAGAGUAUUUUGACCAGGUGACCAUCUACUUCAGUGACAUCGUGGGCUUCACAACCAUUUCAGCCCUCAGUGAGCCCAUCGAAGUAGUUGACCUCCUGAAUGAUCUUUACACGCUGUUUGACGCAGUUCUUGGAAACCACGAUGUUUACAAGGUGGAGACGAUUGGUGAUGCCUACAUGGUUGCCUCAGGGCUCCCAAAACGGAAUGGAAACAAGCACGCAGCUGAGAUAGCCAACAUGUCCUUGGACAUCCUCAGCUCGGUGGGGUCAUUCAAAAUGAGACACAUGCCAGACAUUCCCCUCAGGAUACGAAUUGGGCUGCACACAGGGCCUUGUGUGGCAGGCGUGGUGGGGCUCACUAUGCCACGGUACUGCCUCUUUGGAGACACAGUGAACACGGCAUCACGAAUGGAGUCCACGGGCCUGCCUUACAGAAUUCAUGUCAGCCAAAGUACAGUGGAUACGCUUCGGAGUCUAAAUGAAGGCUAUGAAAUUGUACUUAGGGGAAAAACAGAGCUCAAGGGCAAAGGAGUAGAAGACACAUAUUGGCUAGUCGGGAAAAAAGGCUUUCUGAAGCCCCUACCUAAACCUCCUGAAAUAAAGCCAGGUCGCAAGUGGCCAGAUGUACUGGCCAGGAAACUCAAAACUGUCCUGAGGGUCACAAAGAGGACACUGGCAAAAGCAGCCCUUACAGAGGUGGGGAGCAUAAAGGAGGACAAAAUGAGUAGUGAAGAAGAAGACAUCUGAGAAGAUCACAGCAAAGAACUAAUGAGGUCAGAACGGACACCUUGAAGCCAACCCAGCAGAGGAGCUCACACCCUCCAUUUAAUUCCCUUCCAGCCAAAAGCAGUAUAAUCGAUGAAGCCUCUUAGCUCUUGUAGAGGUUGAACCUCCGCAGGUAGAUGAAUCCUGACCAUCAUCUCUUGUGAAACUGGGCACCAGCUCAGAGCUGCAUGUGUGCAUUUUCAACAGGGGUCCACUGGGGAGGAAAGCGAUGGUGAUGGUAGUGCCAGCUCUUCAUCAGCAUCUGACACAAGGAUGAGCUUAAAGAAUACUUUAGCUAGGUCUGCAUGGCAGCACAAACACAUCCAGCUGCGUUUAGGUCUGGUUUCAAACAAUAAUGCCAAGUGCUAAAGUGGUUUAACUGUUUUGCAUUCAAUAGAUUGUUGCUGCUGUCGUAGGAAGCUGGUUUCAUGAAAUUCAAUGCCAUUUGGGAGAAAAGGGUUUCGACAGCAGCAAAAAAAUCUUUUUACUCUGCCAUAAGGGGAAAUUUUGAAUCAAAAUGUUUUGUUCCUGUAUGUCAAUUUAAGCUGAAACAUUUUCUUUUCAAUUGACAUUUCAGCUGCAAAUGUCAUUUUAAUGCCAUUUUCAAGCUGAAAUGACAGUUUGGAAAUGAGGCAGUUUGGUAUGAAUCAAUAUUUGUUUCCAAAUGCCAAAAUGAUUCUGCUGAAAAUGUCAAAAUAUGUCAUCUUUGCAAUUCCAGAUCUAAACUGGAAGAACAUUUUGUUUUGCUUUACAUACACAUGUAGCACAUCUAAAACAUUUCAUGCUUUUCAUCCCGAAGCAGGAUGAAAAUGGAACGCCAGGAUAUUGGAAAACUGAGAUGCAGAGAAUGACAUUCUGCAGUUCCUUUAGCUGAGUAAUACUAAUAAGAGAUGACUCUUCUUUCCUGCAGAACUGGGGCUGAGGGAACAGAAAGUACAUCAGUUAGGCAGUGCAAAGCCUGAAACACAUCACUCUUCUUCCUUCCCUAUCUCCAAAUGGUCUAAAGGCACUUGUCUUCAAAGUAAGCCUCCCAGUGGGUAGAAAUACCCUUCUGCAAAGGGACAGCACUUGGCUUCACACAGCACGCUUCACCAGGGUUGAAUCCUUUUGUUGUUGGCCACUUCUUCUUCCAGGUUUCUUACUCCUGUUUAUCAUCUGGCUUCUAACAAGCUUCUGGGAAUUGCUGUUCUCUCUUCUGCAAGGCUGCAGGGAAGAGCAGAUAUGGUAAUCUUAGUCAAUAUUACCGCCAGAAUGUGCUCACUGAAAACACGGAGACCUUUCCCAAGCUCAGUUUGAACUCUUCUCAUCAGAGUGAGCACAGUGGAUUUUUAUCACUCAGAUGAUGACUAAGAGCCAAAAAGCACUUGCCAAGCCUGCUUGGGUUGUUGCAAAUGUCUUCAUGAAACGAGGCAAGCCAGAAUCCAGAUACUAUUUUCACACUAAUUCACCAUAGCAAGUACAAAACACGUGAGCUGUCAAAGGAAGAGCUGUUUGGAGUUUAAACCUCUGAAAAGCAGAGAUAGAAGGGAAAUUCAGCUAUGGUCUUUAAUAAUGAGAUUUGACUCUGGUGCACCUGGUUUUGUGAAAGAAACUUGUCUAUUUAGUGAUGAGAGUUGAUAUGCCAGGUGGGA
Pezoporus flaviventris is the source of this 5394-nucleotide messenger RNA. It is a transcript of the gene GUCY2F, whose product is annotated as guanylate cyclase 2F, retinal. Lineage: Eukaryota; Metazoa; Chordata; Aves; Psittaciformes; Psittacidae. The coding region runs from base 374 to 3745 and encodes 1123 amino acids. The transcript is spliced from 18 exons. Gene Ontology annotation, molecular function: peptide receptor activity; protein kinase activity; ATP binding. The record is from RefSeq and is a predicted model, not a curated record. Gene Ontology annotation, biological process: protein phosphorylation; intracellular signal transduction; receptor guanylyl cyclase signaling pathway.